UCCUCCGGAGCACCGAGCAGCUCCGGGGCUCAAUUACAUGCGCAGUCCUGCCGUGAAUCACACAUCUCCACGGCAACCGGCGGUCACACCGAGUCCCCGUCAGCAUCAGUGGGGUCCGAUCCCGUCAACCGGCGACAGGAGAGCACCGAAAACCACAGAACCUCAAAGCAGCGCUGUCACAUUCGGUUACGAGGCACACAGUCUGAGUCAGUCUGACCUGAGCUGUCUGUCCCUGCUCUCCAGAUCCGUCCAGGCAUUUUCAGGCAGCUGAGCAGCCAUGGUGAAGCUAGGCAGCAAUCUGUCUGAUAAGCUGGAGAAGCAGCCGUCUGCGGACGAUGGCUUUGAUAACAUCCCCCUCAUCACUCCUCUGGAGGUCAACCAGCUCCAGCAGCCGUUUGCAGAAAAGGUCAUUGUGAAGACAUCAACACAAUAUCAGCUGCAGCAGAAGAAGAAGAACAAGAUGUACGUGCCCAAUAUCAAGAAGCUGAAUAUCAACUUCUACAGUGAUGUUUCAGAGAAAGCCAAGAUCACAGGUCUGAUCCUGAUCACUUUGGCCUUCCUGACCAGCUUGCUCCUCCUGCUCAUGUACAAAGCCAUGUGGUAUGACCAACUCACCUGCCCAGAGGGUUUCAUCCUCAAGAAGCACUGCACCCCGGCUGCUCUGGAGAUGUACUACACGGAGCAGCAGCAGCAGCAGGAGGAGCCGGGUGUCCGUGGCGGGGCCAACAGUGGCCUGUACGCUGCCCUGAGCCACCUCAACCAGGUCAAGAGGACUGGGCCUGAACUUCCAUCGCCAUGGUUACCAGUCAUCAGCGCUCUAAAGGAGGCCGAGGUGGCCAAACAAGGCAACGAGCCGCUGAAAGGAGUGCUGGAGGGAGAGGAGUGAAGUGGCUGAUAGAAAUGCAGGUGUAAGAGGAGGAAAUGAUGAUGGCGAGGCAGCGAAGGUUAUUUGUUUGACUGUGUGUGUGUGUGUGUGUGUGUGUGUGUGUGUGUGUGUGUGUUCAGGAAUUAACUUUUUUCCUCCCUUGUACAGUUCAUAGAAUCACUUGUUUGUACUGGUGCUCCAAAACCUUAAAGGUUUCUGUAUAACUACUGGAAAUUUAAAUCAGCUACACACGUUUACUCAUCUUCAAUCCAGAUAAAUUCUGUUAAUAUUUAAUACCCAACUGUUGUAGUGUGUGUGUGUGUGUGUGUGUGUGUGUGUGUGUGUGUGUGUGUGUGUGUGUGUGUUUGUGUGUGUGUGUGUGUGUGUGUGUGUGUGUGUGUGUGUGGUAAGUUGUUGUGGUUAGAGGCAGGAAUGUUAUUAAAGUGUUGGAGAAUGUGCCUGACUUUUACAGUGUUACUGAGGCAUGAGUAAUCUCUGCCAUCUGCAUUCAGCGUGUGUGUGUAUAUUGUACACUGUAAACGCUCACAUACAUACGCGCAUAUGUGUUUUAUGCAGAAUUGCAUUCAUGUGCGUGUGUGUGUGUGCAAGCAUACACUGUAUGAUUUGUGUACUUGUCUGAGAAAGUUGGAGGUGAUAGAAGCGAAGCGAGGCGAGAGCUCGGAGUGAGAAGAGAAGAUAACAAGUUUUUAAUGAGAUUACUGCGAGUUUCUCCUCAUCACCGCGUGUCGUUAUCUCGCCCUCUAUUCAUUUAGUUUCAGAGGUGAAUGUAUGAAAUCAUCAGUGAAUGUGCUCACAGUUUAAACACUAAGACAAGAACUUUAAUUGACCAUUUUUAUUUUUUUGCCAAAACGAGUCGAUUCCUCAUCUUAUUAUCUGGAGAUUGCAGUUCAGUGUGCAGUUAGAGUUAGAGGAAAGUGUGUUUUAAUGAGACUCACACAGCAAUUUAGGAAAGUUAGUCAAAGUAUUAAAAAUUAAAAACAACAAUGUCUUUGUCAUUAUGGGUUAUUGUGUGUAGAUUUAAUCACCAAGAAAGCCAAUUUAAUCUGUUUUUAAAUUGAAUCUGUAACACAACACAGCAGUGGAGGAAGAAGUAUUCAGAUCUUUUACUUAGUUAAAUGUUACAAGUAAACUUCCUGCAUACAAAAUGUAAAAAAAAAAAAAAAAAAAUACAAAAGUAUUAGAAUCAAAAUAAAGUGCCAAAAGUAAACCCUUUUUGUAGAAAUAUAUUACAACAUAACAGUAAAUUAUUGGUGCAUUCAUCUGGUCAUUGCUUUAUUAUUAAAGUUUUAUAUACAGCUGGGAAUCUUAAUCUAUAAUAAUAAACCAUAAUUUAUUAGAUUAUAUUUCCGAUAAAAGUAAGUAGAGUACAAGUUACAAUAUUUACUUCCAAAAUGUUGUGGAGCAGAAGUAGAAAGUAGCAUAAAACAGAAAUACCUAAGUACAGUUUCUCAAAAUUGUAAGUAAGUAUUGUACUUUGGUAAAUCUACUUAGUUAGUUUCCACCACUGCAAUAAAGUGAAUAAAAACGUUCUGACGCCACUGAACAACUCUUCAUUUGAAGACUCUUAUUAUAUUAUAUGAUGAUUGUGAGCUUUUAAUGUAUUACUACAACAAAUAUUAAUUUUAAUAAUGCUGUAUAUGUAAGAUGGUUGUAAAAACUAGCAAGUUCUAUUAGUUUUGUUACUACAUUUUGUUUUUAUGUAGCUGUAAGUAUUCUGUAACGCUGUAAAUGAACAUGUACAGUCUAACCACAGGGUUAACUCAUCAUGAUCCUUAUAUGAAUGUAUGAAGUAGCUGCUCCGAUCAUACAGUAGAUGUAAUAAGUGCUUAUGAUGUACUACCUAAAUGCUUCUAUUGUCUUCACAUGUUUUUUUUUUAUUUAUUUCAUUAACAGAUUUACGUGUAUAUUAUUUUUUCAAUGGUAAAUUGUGUUUGCCAAUCUUGCAUUGUUAAGUAUUUUACAAUCCAUUGUACAUUUUUAAGGGGAAAAUAUAUGUGAAUCAAAUAUUGUUUUUCUUUAACUAGCCAGAAAUAACAAAUCUUGUAAUUUAUCUUAAUUAUCAGCUGUCUACAGAAGCCCUGAGAGGCACCUGAGAUCCUUUUUCUAAGUCUUUAGUUUAUUGUUUUCUCUGAUGUGUUUAUGACUUAAGGUGGGAAAAAGUGGGGAGCAGGGUGUUGGCAGGAUAAUUUGUCCAAGUUUUGCAAGGUUAAAAAAGGAUGCCAGGAUCUUUUUUUAAAUCUGUGAAAACAGGUUAAAAAAAAAGUUUUGUCAAGAUCAAUUUUGUGUUUGUUGUUGUAAUGAACAUUUUGGCCACAAGAGGCUGAAGUGCACCACUUUUUCAUUCAAAACCGCUAAUUCAAAUUUUUUUGAAUAAGCGGUUUUUUAUUAUUCAUUCAUUUUUUUAUUUAGCUAUAAGAUUUUUUUAGCUAUAAGAAGUGCAUGGAGAAAUUGAAAUCACUUUUAGUCUCAUUAAUUUAACCUUUUUUUCCAAAUUAGAACAUGGCAUGGUGAUGCACUUCAGCCUCUUGUGGCCAAAAUUAUUAUUACAACAAAAACUUUUUACAGAUUCUUGAAAAUUAACUUAGAAAGAUUAUUAAAGCAAACUUUUUAAAGCACACUUUUUUUUAUUUCUUAGUUGUCUGUCAGGGCUUCAGUAGCUAUCACUUAUUUUGACCUGCCUUUCCUUCUUGUCACUUUUUCAAAUGGCGGAUACUUAUUUUGGAACAAAUCUCUUCAUGUGAGUAGGAAGAAUGUGAGAUCACAGCACAGCUUGUCCUCUGGGGUCCAAGUGCCAAACGUUUACAUCAGAUCCAUCUGCUCUGAUGUCACUGACUGAACAGAAAUAAAUAUGUUGAAUUUUCUCAUUCACA
This is a messenger RNA of Centropristis striata (black sea bass), 3756 nucleotides long. It is a transcript of the gene caly, whose product is annotated as calcyon neuron-specific vesicular protein. The record is from RefSeq and is a predicted model, not a curated record. Bases 278 to 886 code for a protein of 202 amino acids. Gene Ontology annotation, biological process: G protein-coupled dopamine receptor signaling pathway; clathrin coat assembly; endosomal transport. The transcript is spliced from 5 exons. Gene Ontology annotation, molecular function: clathrin light chain binding. Lineage: Eukaryota; Metazoa; Chordata; Actinopteri; Perciformes; Serranidae. Gene Ontology annotation, cellular component: endosome; membrane.